AUAAAAUGUAGCGCCAGGUGGUCUGUCCUGGUUCGAUGUGUCGAGCUCUUCCGGUACGGAAGCCUCGCACGUCGUGCAGGACGUAGCUAAAUAAUCCACAGGAACGCUGCGGACGUUCUAAGGCUGACUCGUCCACCUCGGGCAUUUUCAUCGGAGCGAUUAGCUCGAAGCGAGAAUGAUGAGGACCGGGCGUGCAUCGAGUCGGACUCAAACCACGGCCAAAGAGUAGGCUUAGUGCGGCAUCAGUUCUACCGAUUUGGUUCGCGGACCGACGAGAUAUGCGCCUUCGUGUUAAUUAAUGCUGAGAGAUGAUUCAAGGUUCGCCAGUGUAACGUUAUCAAACAAAUACAGAGACAGGUCAGCCGACGACGUAUUUUAUCCCCGGACAGGGGUUGUAUCUUUCGCGCAAAAGAAUGAUCGAUAUUCUUUAGCGAUUUCGACUGUUGGAUCGCGCAGCAAGUCGCUUCAAGGUCUGUACAGAGACGGAGGGCGAGCAAAGGCGUUCGGACUGUGCAUUGUGCUUUAAGAAGAUCGUUCGUUCUUUUGCGCAAAAGAUUACAGCCCGAAGGGAUCCUUCCUCGCCACCGACGACUUGCAACUUUAUUCGACCCCUCAAGACUCGUGAGCCCACCACCUCUUCCUUUCUUUUCCUUUCCUACUCUCUUUCUUCCUUUCUUCCCCCGUUAACCACGAGCAAUCCCCCUUCCCUUUCAGUGCCCUGUCUCUCAGCUGCUUUUCAGACGUCUUUUCUGCCACAGACACUCUCAUCCUUCUUCUUCCUCUUCGUUGGAUGGCCUUUGACCUCUUCCAACUCCUCCUCAUGGUGAUCCUAUGAUCAAAUGGCGGCCGUACGAUCAUUCUUCAACGUCUUCCUCUCCCUAUUCCUCCUCCUCUUGCUCAACCUCGGCUGCUGCUGCUCCACGCCAACACCAAACCCCAAUACAGACCAACAACAAUCCCCGCCAAAGAGGAGGAAGAUCUCCCCGCACUCCCCCUCCUCACCUUCCUCCGCCUCCGCUCCAAAAACCCGCAAAGCCCUCUCCCUCUCCGUUCGAUCCUAUCUCGGCCGUCUCUUCUCCUCCUCCUCCUCCCGCAAGCCCAAGGAGGAUCGAUCCCCGCACCUGCUCAUCUCCCCACCGUCUCCUACAAUAACGAAGCCGAUUCCGCUAUCGCCCGAUGUGUCGGCCGAGAAGGCCGCGUCCGUGUCCAAGCCCGAAAUGUCGGCGGCCGUGCAUUCCUCCUUCGCCUCCCGGGGCGACGUCUUCCCCUGCCCGGCCUGCGGCGAGGUCCUGAGCAAGCCCCACCUCCUCGACCUCCACCAGGCCGCCCACCACUCCCUCUCCGAGCUCUCCGACGCCGACUCCGGCAACAGCAUCGUCCGCAUCAUCUUCCUCUCCGGCUGGAGUGGGAAAUCAUCCCCCACCAUCCAUCGCAUCCUCAAGAUCCACAACGCCCCUCGGACUCUCGCGCGGUUCGAGGAGUACCGCGAUACCGUCCGGUCGAGGGCGUCGCGGCGCGGCGGCGACGAGCGCUCCAUCGCGGACGGGAACGAGCGGCUGAGAUUCUACUGCUCCACAAUCCUGUGCUCGCUGGGGCGAGACGGGGUGUGCGGGAGCCCCUAUUGCAGCGCGUGCGGGAUCGUGCGGCACGGGUUCGCGGGGAAGCAGGCGGAGCUGGACGGCAUCGCGACCCACGCUACCAGCUGGGCCGCGCACGUCUCGCUGCCGGAGGACCUGGAGCGCGAGUUCGCCUACCUGCACGUGCGGAGGGCGAUGCUGGUGUGCCGCGUCGUGGCGGGGAGGGUCGCGCGCGACGGCGGAGGCGCGGCGGCGGCGGAGGAGGAGGAGGAGGAGGAGAAGGGGACCUCCCUGUUCGACUCGGUGGUGCCGGCUGGGCGGAGCGGCGGGGACGAGGAGCUGCUGGUGUUCAAUCCCAGGGCGGUGCUGCCGUGCUUCGUCAUCAUAUACGCUGCAUGAUCUCACGUGAACCGUCCGACACCCAGUCGGUGAUGUGUGGGUCCUAGUAGCACAAAAAAACUUAACGGUGGUUGAUUAGCUUGCGUUGCGUGUUUGUCUAGAUCUGACGGCUAAGGGUGUCGCGGCACGUUAGGAUGUUCGUCAGUUCUUUCAAAUAAUAAUGGUAUUUUACAAAGUAAGUAGAGAAUUAGAAAAACUAUAAUGUGUGUCAUGUAUUAUUUGGUGGUUGUUCCAUUCGCCAUAGUUGGAGCAUAUACAUAGCAGGCUGGAUCAGGCUGUCCUUCAGUCAAGCCUAUCUUUAUUUUGCUUUUGAGAUGUAUCAUAUUUCACAUCUGAUAUUUUAAGGUCUUCUGUAGUGCCUUUCUGGUA
Molecule: messenger RNA, 2345 nt
Organism: Phoenix dactylifera (date palm)
Lineage: Eukaryota; Viridiplantae; Streptophyta; Magnoliopsida; Arecales; Arecaceae
Source: RefSeq, a predicted model, not a curated record